Molecule: messenger RNA, 2597 nt
Organism: Ochotona curzoniae (black-lipped pika)
Lineage: Eukaryota; Metazoa; Chordata; Mammalia; Lagomorpha; Ochotonidae
Gene: GCFC2
Product: GC-rich sequence DNA-binding factor 2
Exons: 18
Coding region: 34-2457 (807 amino acids)
Biological process (GO): mRNA splicing, via spliceosome
Cellular component (GO): nucleus
Molecular function (GO): DNA binding
Source: RefSeq, a predicted model, not a curated record
CCCUGCACUCACUGGGCGCUCCGAGGCUCGGCCAUGGCGCACAAGCCGAAAAGGACUUUCCGGCAGCGCCGAGCUGACGACAGCGACAGCGACGGCGCCGAGGAGCCGCCUGUGGGGCUCGGGACGCUCAAGGAACGGGGCCAGCCCACUGGAGGGGAGCGUGCGGAGGCGGAGGAAGGGCCCCGCCGAGCCCCGGGCCCUCGCGGCAGGGGUCGGGGCCCGGUGUGGGCGAGCUCCCGGCGCGCCGCACGAGGGGCUGCCGCCCCGGACCGAGGCUCGGGCGCCCCAGAAUCCAGAGUGAUUGAUCUUUCAUCAGAUGAAGAGGGUACGAGCCAUGACUCCUCAGAAAGCCAGGGUAACCAGAGUCCAUCAUCUGACACCUCUAGCCCUCUGGCAGAAAGACCUUUGCCAGCAGGGGAAGAGGCUGCAACUCCCUUCUCCUCAGGAAGCAAAGGUGAUGAGACUCCAUCUUCUGAAAGCUCUAGUUCUCUGGAAGAAAAAACAUUUUCAUCAGCAGUUAAGAUGCCUGAUGCAGCUGUCAUUCAGGCAGCCCGCAGAAAACGGGAAUUGGCCAGGGCCCGAGAUGACUACAUUUCAUUAAAUGUGAAACAAAGUUCCACCCUCUCUGGUCUGAAGGGAGGCAGCGAUGAGGACAGCGAAAGUGAGCCUGAUGGUCCAGAGGCAAGAAUACCAUUUACCGCGAAGCCCCAGACACUUCGGCAGAGAAUGGCUGAAGAGACAACAAGCAGACAUGAAAGUAUAACUGAAGAGAACCAGGAAGAUGAAAAUCAAUAUAUUUGGGAAGAGCAGCAGAUGAGGAGAGCAGUUAAAACUGUGGAGAGAGGAGGCAAAAAGUUAUCCCACAAUGGGGAAACUCCAACUGUGAAGAAGUUAAACACUUUGAUUUCAUUUCCACCAGUAAAUUUAGAGAUUAUAAAGAAGCAGUUAAAUGCGAGGUUAACAUUACUGCAAGAUACUCAUCGCUCACACCAGAGGGAAUAUGAGAAAUACUUGCAAGAUGUGGAGAGCUCAAAGAGUACAAUCCAGAACCUAGAAAGCUCAUCAAAUCAAAAUCUAAAUUAUAAAUUUUAUAAAAGCAUGAAAAUUUAUGUGGAAAAUUUAAUUGGCUGUCUUAAUGAAAAGGUUAUCAACAUACAAGAAAUAGAGUCAUCCAUGCAUGCACUCCUCUUAAAACAAGCCACGACCCUUGUGAAACGCAGGCAAGAUGAAUUAAAACAUGAAUCAACGCAUUUACAGCAGUUAUCAUGCAAAGCUGAAACAGAUGGAAGCUUGGCUAUAGAUGAAAAAACUCAGUGGAUUUUAGAAGAGAUUGAAUCUCGAAGGCAAAAGCGAAGACAAACCAGGGCCCUUUCUGGAGAGUCCGGCCAUCAGGAGGGGACAUCCAGUGACGAGGAGCUGUCCUCUGCGGAGAUGAGUGACUUCCAAAACAGGUCAGAUGACAUUAUAAAGGAUCAUAAGAAAGUUUUUGAAGAUGUGCAUGAUGAUUUUUGUAACAUCCAGAGCAUUUUAUUGAGAUUUCAACAAUGGCGAGAAAAGUUUCCUGAUUCCUAUUAUGAAGCAUAUAUUACUUUAUGCAUACCAAAGCUUUUAAAUCCGCUAAUAAGGGCCCAGUUAAUCAGCUGGAAUCCUCUUAAGUUGGAUUCCAUAGGUUUAAAACAGAUGCCAUGGUUCAUAUCGGUAGAAGAAUUUGUGGACAACAGUGUGGAAAACUUAAAUAAGGACAAUUCUGACAAAAAAAUCUUCUCUGCUAUCAUCAACAAAACAGUUAUUCCACGGCUGAAAGACUUUAUCGAAUUCAUCUGGGAUCCUUUGUCAACCACUCAGACAAGAAGUUUAGUAAGGCACUGCAGCAUGAUUUCUGAAGAACUUUCUACUUGUGAAAAUGAAGUUAAUACAGGCAAACCGGAUUUAUUUAAAACUAUCAUUUUAAGAAUGAAGAAGGCAAUAGAAGAUGAUGUUUUUAUUCCUCUGUAUCCAAAGAGUGCUGUAGAAAACAAAAUGUCACCACAUUCAAAGUUUCAAGAAAGACAGUUCUGGUCAAGUCUAAAGCUCUUCCGCAACAUUCUUCUUUGGAAUGGACUCCUCCAGGAUGACACCCUUCAAGAACUAGGUCUAGGGAAGCUGCUGAACCGCUACCUUAUGAUAGCUCUUUUUAAUGCUGUUCCUGGACCAGAGGUUGUUAAGAAAUGCAUCCAGAUAGCAGCUUGUCUACCCGAAAAAUGGUUUGGAAAUUCUGCCAUGAGGACAUCUAUUCCCCAGCUAGAAAAUUUCACUAAAGUUUUACUGCAGUCUGCACAUAAGUUAUCUGCAAGUGAAUUCACGGAUGAAAUCAAAGAAAUUAUUCUUAUUCUGGUGAAAAUAAAAGCUUUGAAUCAAGCAGAAUUUCUUAUAGAAGAGUAUCAUCUAGACAACUUUAAAUCACUAAUUGACGUCUGAUUAAAUCUUAUAGGAAAGUCCUAAAGAAGGAGACUUUGAAUACAGUCACAUUCAAUGCUAUCACAUGAAAAAAACAAAACAAAACAAAAACCAAACCUGGUCCCUCUUUAUUCCCUGCACUGAGGCUGGACUCUGCGAGA